CCCUUGCCGCGCGAUCAGUCUCUGGGUGACUACAUCGAGUUUGACCUGAGCAAGCUACACAAUUCAAAAGGUGGAUUCCUCAUCGAUGAGGAUUCUCUGGUCGAAGGCGGGCGGAAAACUGUCGAAGAGGUGCGCAAGGAGAGGGAAAGGGAGCGGCAGCGCAUGAGAGACGCCAUGGAGCCGGGUAUCGUCCUGGACGAUCGAGAGGAGAUCUGCGUCCACUGUCAGAGCAAAGAGUUGAACGAUCAGCUCAGGAAAGUCUUUGGCGUCAAGGUCUGCAGGAGUUGCGAGAGGAAACUGCCGGAGCUGUACAGUCUCUUGACAAAGACUGAGGUCAAGGAGGACUAUCUCCUGACCGAUCCCGAGCUCAGGGAUCCAGAACUGCUGCCCCACCUCCUCAAGGCAAAUCCACACAAGUCUACAUAUUCAAACAUGAUGCUCUUUCUGCGCUGUCAGGUGGAAGAGUACGCAUACUCUGCUGCUAAAUGGGGUUCAGAGCAAGGGCUGGACCAAGAGUUCGAGAGAAGAGAGGAAGAAAAGAGUCGCAAGAGGGGAAAGAAGUUCCAAGACUCGUUGAAGGAGCUGAGGAAGAGGACGAGGGAUAACGUCUGGCAGAGGAGGAGGGACGAGGAGCAUCGCCACGAGUGGGUGGAUCUCGAGGAGGGAGAAGGUGGGGAUGGGGAUGCUGCGGGGCAAGACUCGGGGAUCAAGAAGCAGGUCUGCAAUGGCUGUGGAUCAGUCAUCGAGGUCGAGGUCUUCUAG
Molecule: messenger RNA, 762 nt
Organism: Microstroma glucosiphilum
Lineage: Eukaryota; Fungi; Basidiomycota; Exobasidiomycetes; Microstromatales; Microstromataceae
Product: DNA repair protein
Exons: 2
Biological process (GO): base-excision repair; nucleotide-excision repair, DNA damage recognition; UV-damage excision repair
Cellular component (GO): nucleotide-excision repair factor 1 complex
Molecular function (GO): damaged DNA binding
Source: RefSeq, a predicted model, not a curated record